GGGACUUCGCGGAACUGCGUCACCGGAAGUUCUUGCGAAGCCCUUUCCGGGCUUGUGGCGGGCACGCUGGUGAGGAGGAGCCGGACUCGCCGCUGCCGCGAUGGUGAAGCCGCGCUUCAAGGGCCGCGCCAGCGUCAACCCCUCCCGCGCCAGCACCAACCCCGACCGGCCGGGCGAUGGCGGAGGGCACCACAUGCGGGACCGGGCGACCAUCCGGCGUCUCAACAUGUACCGGCAGAAGGAGCGCAGGAACAAUCGUGGGAAACUGGUCCGACCACUACAGUUCCAGUCCACAGUGGCACCAGGCACCGUGGCAAGAGUGGAGCCCAACAUCAAAUGGUUUGGAAAUACGCGUGUGAUCAAGCAGUCAUCCCUUCAGAAGUUCCAAGAAGAGAUGGAGGUCGUGAUGAAGGACCCCUACCGGGUGGUCAUGAGACAAAGCAAACUGCCCGUCUCCCUGCUCCAUGACCGGAUUAAGCCUCACAAUGCCAAAGUCCACAUUCUUGACACAGAAACCUUUGAAACUACGUUUGGCCCCAAAUCGCAAAGGAAGCGGCCGAACCUCCUGGCAAGCGACGUGCAGGCCCUGGUGGAAAAUGCCGCGACGGAGGCCAGCAGCUACAGCCAAGACAAGGACCGGGAUCUGGUGACGGAAGAUACUGGAGUGAGGGAGGAGGCGAGAGAAGAGAUUUACAAGAAGGGGCAGUCCAAGCGGAUCUGGGGAGAGCUUUACAAGGUGAUUGAUUCCUCGGAUGUCGUUGUGCAAGUGCUGGAUGCCAGAGACCCGAUGGGGACCCGCUCCCCACACGUGGAGGCCUACCUGAAGAAGGAGAAGCCCUGGAAGCAUCUCGUCUUUGUCUUGAACAAAUGUGACCUUGUGCCCACCUGGGCCACGAAACGCUGGGUGGCCGUUCUCUCCCAGGACUACCCAACCUUGGCUUUCCAUGCCAGCCUCACAAACCCCUUUGGAAAAGGAGCCUUCAUCCAGCUCUUGCGGCAGUUUGGGAAGCUGCAUGUGGACAAGAAGCAGAUCAGUGUGGGCUUCAUUGGCUACCCCAAUGUGGGAAAGAGCUCCGUGAUCAACACGCUCCGCUCCAAGAAGGUCUGCAACGUCGCUCCCAUUGCUGGAGAAACCAAGGUGUGGCAGUACAUCACCUUGAUGCGCCGCAUAUUCCUCAUUGACUGCCCGGGCGUGGUGUAUCCAUCGGGAGACACGGAGACAGACAUCGUGCUGAAGGGGGUGGUGCAAGUCGAAAAAAUCAAGACCCCAGAAGACCACAUUGCCACCGUGCUGGAGAGAGCCAAGCCGGAAUACAUCCGCAAGACAUACAAAGUAGACUCCUGGCAGAAUGUGGAGAACUUCCUUGAGAAGCUGGCCCUCCAGACUGGGAAGCUGCUGAAGGGAGGAGAGCCUGACGUGCGCACCGUGAGCAAGAUGGUGCUGAAUGACUGGCAGAGGGGCCGUAUUCCCUUCUUUGUCAAGCCCCCAAAUAUGGAGCCGAACCCUCAGAGCGGAGCUGUUGUCUCACCCACCACCACAAGUCAGAACUGGGGCUCUGGGGAAGACGUGGAGCCAGUGGAAGCCCCCGUGGAGCAGGCUGGGAGAGACAGUGGCGACUGCCCCAGUGUGGCCACACAGGGGCUCUUGUGUGUGCAGCAGGACUUUGGAAAGAUCAACGUGGCCCCUCAGUUCUUGCAAGAGGACCUGGUCCCUGUGGACGUGUCGGAUGCUGAUGAGACAGACACUGACGCAGAGGGGGAGACGGGUGCUGAAGAGGAGGGCUGCCAGCCGAGCCAAGCAGGCACUAGGCAGGACUCCAAGGCGGUGCUGAAGGCUCUGGAGGAGAAGAUUGCCAAAUACAAGAGGUUCUUGGACAGGGCCAAGGCCAAGAGGUUCUCGGCGAUACGAAUACCCAAAGGGCUGAGUGAAAAGGUCUUUGCACAAUCUCCUCCGGGCUCUGCAGCUGCAGCAAGUGAAGAAGCUCGAGGACAUCUGAGGAAACCGAAGAAAAAGAGAGUACAAGAGGAAGAGGAGCUGGAGACAGAGGCCCACCCAGCAAAAAAGCCUUGCAAGAAACUGAGCUCCAAGGAGAGGAGAAGAGUCGAGCGGCAGCAGCACUCAAAGAAAGUUGGUGUCCGAUACUACGACACUCACAACGUCAAAAAUAAAAACAGGAACAAGAAGAAACAGAACUCCGAAGGACAGAGACUUAAAUCUAAGAGAAAUAAACACAACCAAUAGGUCCUG
This is a messenger RNA of Hemicordylus capensis (graceful crag lizard), 2248 nucleotides long. RefSeq names its product G protein nucleolar 2 (gene GNL2). Gene Ontology annotation, cellular component: nucleolus. The transcript is spliced from 16 exons. The record is from RefSeq and is a predicted model, not a curated record. Bases 101 to 2242 code for a protein of 713 amino acids. Gene Ontology annotation, molecular function: GTP binding. NCBI's taxonomy places the organism in Eukaryota, Metazoa, Chordata, Lepidosauria, Squamata, Cordylidae.